GCCGCCGCGGCCCCGGCCUGAUCCCCGGCCUGUCCCGGCCCCGCGACCCCCGGGCUGACCCCUCCCUGCGGGCAGCCGGCCACAGGCGCUGCUGGGGAACCCCUCAGCCCUGCUCCUCGCUGGCACUGCCCAUCCUGCGGCCCUGCGAAGUCCCCAGGACACUCCUGCAGCUCCCCGGGCAGGGCAGGGAUCCUGCGGCACCUGGCUGCAGUGCAGCCUUGUCCGGCCGCGGGCAGCGGCGACAGGCAGCAGCCAGCGCGGCCCCGUGCUCCCACGCCACGGCGCAGGGGGGGAGUUUCUCCUCCUUUGUCUACUCCCGGCCAGGCAGCAGCCGGUGCGCGGCAGCGCCGGAGCAGCCGGGGAAGGGCCUCGGCAGGAGCCGCGGAGGACGGCGGCCGCGGUGCCCUCUGCCCCGGCACAGCCACCGGCCCGGCCUGGCCGCGCUGGGAGCGAGCAGCGAUCCCGGAGGAGCCAAGCUCUUCAUGACGGAAACCCGACCAGGCAGCGGGGACGGCAGCUGCGCCCGGGAACGGGGAGGACGGCAGCAUUGGGGACAAGGACACCCGCGUCCCGUCCCCACCCCCGGCGCCCGCCGUCGGCCAUGGGGAACGGCAUGAGCCAGAUCCUUCCUGGCCUCUACCUUGGGAACUUCGUUGAUGCCAAAGACCUGGAGCAGCUAAGCAGGAACAAGAUCACCCACAUUGUUUCGAUCCAUGAAUCCCCCCAGCCCUUGCUGAAGGACAUUACCUACCUCCGCAUCCCCCUGCCUGACACCCCUGAAGCCAACAUCAAGAGGCACUUCAAGGAAUGCAUCAGUUUUAUCCAUCAGUGUCGCCUGCAUGGAGGGAACUGCCUCGUCCACUGCCUGGCUGGCAUCUCCCGCAGCACCACCGUGGUCGUUGCCUACGUGAUGGUUGUGACGGAGCUGAGCUGCCAGGAGGUGCUGGAUGCCAUCCGAACCAUCCGGCCCGUGGCCAACCCCAACCCCGGCUUCAGGCAGCAGCUGGCUGAGUUCAGCGGCAGCGCAGCCCGCAAGGUCCGCAGGCACCUGAAGCAGAAGUAUGGGAUGUCCCCUUUCAAUGAUGAGGAAGAAAUAAAGGCCUUGCUGCCAGUAGGGAGAGAAGGAACGUCCAGGACAGAGGGAGCUGUGCAAGGACUGGUCCCAAGAGCCAGAGACAUGAGGAGCACAAGUCCCUUCCUGCUGCGGGUGAAGAGGACGUUCUCCUGCAUCCCGGCUUGUCUGAAGUGACCCAGGCCAGGGGAGAGCAGUGAGCAUCACCCAACAGCCUGGGAGAGAUG
This is a messenger RNA of Camarhynchus parvulus, 1299 nucleotides long. It is a transcript of the gene DUSP15, whose product is annotated as dual specificity phosphatase 15. Gene Ontology annotation, cellular component: cytosol. Gene Ontology annotation, biological process: transforming growth factor beta receptor signaling pathway; positive regulation of JNK cascade; protein dephosphorylation. NCBI's taxonomy places the organism in Eukaryota, Metazoa, Chordata, Aves, Passeriformes, Thraupidae. Gene Ontology annotation, molecular function: protein tyrosine/serine/threonine phosphatase activity. Bases 602 to 1249 code for a protein of 215 amino acids. The transcript has 8 exons. The record is from RefSeq and is a predicted model, not a curated record.